Molecule: messenger RNA, 3493 nt
Organism: Aspergillus wentii DTO 134E9
Lineage: Eukaryota; Fungi; Ascomycota; Eurotiomycetes; Eurotiales; Aspergillaceae
Product: putative ubiquitin-protein ligase (Asi3)
Exons: 2
Coding region: 240-3161 (973 amino acids)
Biological process (GO): protein ubiquitination; ubiquitin-dependent protein catabolic process
Molecular function (GO): ubiquitin protein ligase activity
Source: RefSeq, a predicted model, not a curated record
CGUUGCUACUUACUUUUGUUUGGCAUCCUUGAUCGUCGUCCAGCUAUAUACUCGGGACCAUGCUCCCAGGAGCUUUGCCCUCAUUUACCUUUGUUACUUGAUCCCUGUCGUUGCUCCCUCACCUUCCGCAUCUCCUUUUUGCGGGGAACGCAUGCGCCGCGGAUCUCCAGCGGGGGUUGGACUUCGCAUGUGCUUACGGUUUACGCUUAUCGGGACAUCUCGACUUUUGAACACUCACCAUGUCCGUCGCCCAAGGCACGGAUUUCAUAUCUAGUGCUCCGACAGCAGCCGCCGCAUCACCUAUAACGCAAAGCGUCCAUAAUACGUCAGCUGUCGCCGCCCAUUCCCUCCUAUCCUCAUCACCACGCGAUCUGCUCACCCUCCCCUUUCGAGUUCUCUACGGCGCGGAUCGCUUCGCAUUUUCUACCCUUCCUAGACAAGCGGCUAGGAUGGUAGGUUUUAAUAAUAUGGCUUCACGCUUAUGGGGUAGUGCUUCCGGGGGAGGGCUUGAAGGUGAUGCGAUGGCUGCAGCAACGCACGCAGCGGCCGAGGUUGCCGGAGAGGGCGCUGCAGAUGCUGCGGGGGCUGCAGCUCAGGGUUCAGGACAUCAUAUCGCGGAUAUCUUCCAGGCUAUAAGGAGAUUCAGUGGUUUCUUUUCAUAUUUGACCAGUCGGUGGUCGUUGGCUUGUUUUACCGUGGCUCUUAUAUUGAACAGGAUAACCAUCUACGCGUCCACUAGAAGGCCCCUGAACUUGAGCUGGAAUCGCCGGCUGGCUUUACGAAUCGUCCCUAUUCUUCUCUUUCUAUCCCAGAUUCUCGUCCUGCUUCGGGCCGUUCGGUGCCAGACAUCGCCUGACUACUCGUCGAUUCGCUAUGGUAGUCCUGACAAGCGGUUGAUUUUCGAUCAUGCCGGUGGUGGUGGAUUUCUAUACUCUUUGGGUUCUAAACUUUUGCCGUGGGAGACGGAUGAACAGUCCUGUAGUGCGGUCAGCAUGGCACUGCCUGGCAAUGCCUCCGGCAUCCCGUACGGCUCAUUUACUCUUCUAUGGCCCGUAUUUCUACGUCUCUGUUUAAGCCACUUUGUGGAGACUUUGUCAUGCUCGCUGCAAGGUAGAGCAGUCGUCACUGAAGCAGGAAUGUCCAUCUUCGAACAUUCUCUUGCGUUUGCUGAGGCCGAAUCCAUGAUCAGCCAGUCAAUCGGACUCGGCAUCUUCGGUCUCCCUAAGCAAAGCUCUAGAGGAGAUGACGCAAUGCUCUCCGCUGAAGGAAGCCAAUCGCCUAUCGAAUUGCUCACCAGAAGUCAAGUUCUUGAGCGAAUGAAUGUGACGCCAGAGCUACUUUUGAUUGCCUUGAUCUCUUGCUGCAACAGUUUGACAUCAAACGCUUUGGAUGUUAUUGGGAAACAAAGUCGCUACCGCCUUAUGAACACCGCUAUUUGGGGGUUCUGCUUCAUGGCAGCAAUUGUUUGGGGAAUGACCAGUGGGUCGCCAUUUGGAAACGAGGUUGGCGUGCUUAAGUUUCCUACAGUGUGCAUUGUAGGCUUUGUGCCUCACCUUUUGAUUUUGGUUGGUAUCCUGGCAUGCGUGGCGAUCUAUGGACUUGCUCUGGUUAUCACCGCUUUCUCAUUGCCAACGGAAGACCCUCAGUCGAUUUCUUUGCGAGAUAGAUUUAUGCUGGCUCAUGAGAACAUGCAGGGAGCAAACCAGAUAAGCAAUAUCCGAUUCAACAGGCAUGAAGACUUCUACACGACUCUUCUUAGGAUCGGUUACACUGCCUUGACCGCUGCUAGUGAAGCGGUUUUUCUCAACGAAGGGAAGGGUGUCGUGGCGCGGAAUAUGACGUGGCUGGAAGAGGAUAGACUGACUGAAAUUGAAGCAUCUCGAAGAACACGCUCCCAUCGAAGGGCGGGUGGUAGUAUGCGAGCAACACCGAUGGAAGGCGGGGAAUAUGGAAACUUUGAUAUACCAGAGGCACCUGUGGAGUGGGAGACUGGAUAUGGCAAGGAGAAGAAGAUUGAGAAACCCAAGCCUGGAUCUCGAUCGGUGCGGUCUCAAACCGAUCCCGGUGGCGUGGGUGCAUUCCGAGGCGCAGCCCGAUGUUAUCAUGGGUUCACCUUUUUCCGCGGCAUCUUUUAUCUUUUGUUGAGAUGGGCUGCUCAUGGAUUGAACAAAGUGUUGGACCGAUUUGGAAUAAGUGCCCGGCCGCAGUGGCUGAAGAAAAUCGCGGGAGCCCGUCGAAAGGCCCAGGCAAGGAAUGAGGGUCAAGCGGAGCCUUUGGACUUUUGGAUUCUCACGGAUGAUGGGGAGUUGGAGCUACCAGAGGACAAUGAAUUUGACGUAGAAAGAGAGAUGAGAAAACGGGAGCGUUCCAACACAACCGAGUGGGAGCAGUCAGACGAACGCCGGCUGGAUGAAAAGCUUUACGACUGGUGGAAGGCCGGUGGCUCUUGGGGAAACCAAGACUACACCCCAGACUACAAGCCUUCUGAUCUUGAAGAUUUCGACGACACGACGAGCGUGGUGUCAAUGUCAACAAACAACGACUCUGAGUGGGAGUAUGAAUCCGACGGCCGUCGUACGCCUACACCAGCCAAUCCGUUCCCAGCCGGAUUUUCCCGCGAGGGUACACCGGUGAAUGAAUCACUCAUGGAUAUUAGCUCUUUCGCGCGGCUCCUUGACCCUCGAGAUCGCGAAACGAGACAGGAAGCGCGUAUCCUAGCUGCCCACCUUGCGGCUGAGCGUGACGGCCGGAUUCUCACGCGUCGUCAGUACCAGCAGCAAGUCGAGCGAGACCAAGCUCGGGUAUUGCUAUCCUCGCAGCUGUCACGACGCGCAGCGACCCACAUGGACAAUGAGAAGAGAAAGCCCACUGUGGACGAGGAAUUUGAAAUGCUCGAAAACCUCAUACUCUCGCGGCGAUCCGAAACGUCAGUGGGGUCUGGUGAGGAUGGCAAGACCUGGGAAUCUGGGGCUUCAGGACUGGGUCCAGACGGUCCACCGUGUGUCAUUUGCCAGACGAACCCGCGAUCCAUCAUCACCUGGCCCUGUCGGUGUCUUUGCGUAUGUGAAGAAUGCCGAGUCAGUCUUGCGAUGAACAACUUUGGAAGCUGUGUGACUUGCCGACAAGAGGUUGGAGGGUUUGUCCGGUUAUGGGUGCCGUGAUUUCCUCGAGACUGUCUUUCUAAACUGUAUUCUUCCUGUCUGGCGUUGGUUGUAGAUAUUGGUGCACUGCAUUGCGUCUUUAUUGAUAUUGGAUGAGGCGCACAAUGGCUGGAGCGACCUGGUUUGUUAUUACAGAGAUUGUCUAUACAUUGGUCUUAUCAGACUUAAUUGAGGUCUUGCAUAUCAAUACCGUCUAUACUGGUUUUCGUUGGAUACUUUUAUCGGAUAUCUCCAUGGCUAGAUCCAGGCUGACUGUCUAGAUCCUACGAAUUAUCAGUUUGAUCGUCCUGAUUGUGGAUAUCCCCGUCGAAGCAAAAAUGAAGCUAUCCAAG